This is a messenger RNA of Phasianus colchicus (ring-necked pheasant), 1749 nucleotides long. It is a transcript of the gene CREBL2, whose product is annotated as cAMP responsive element binding protein like 2. Lineage: Eukaryota; Metazoa; Chordata; Aves; Galliformes; Phasianidae. Gene Ontology annotation, biological process: regulation of DNA-templated transcription. The record is from RefSeq and is a predicted model, not a curated record. Gene Ontology annotation, cellular component: nucleus. Gene Ontology annotation, molecular function: DNA-binding transcription factor activity.
UCGCGCGGCCUGCCGGAGACUUGUAGUUCAUCGCGUUCCGACCUCCGCGGCGGCCGAUAGCGGCGGCGCGGCACAGGACUACCCUUCCCAGCGCGCACCGCUCCUCCGCCGCUCCGGCCGUAAACAAACAGCGCGGAGCGCGAUGGCGGCGGCUGCGGGACGGUGAGCGUCGGGGCUGCGGGCGGCGGCGAGGCGCGGGCUAGGCGGCUUCUGUGCGCUCUGCGUGGGUCUGCGGGGGCUGGCGGGGCACAUGGAUGACAGCAAGGUGAUUGGAGGCAAAGUAAAGAAACCAGGAAAGCGAGGUCGUAAACCAGCCAAAAUAGACUUGAAGGCAAAACUUGAAAGAAGUCGUCAGAGUGCAAGGGAGUGCAGAGCCAGGAAGAAGCUGAGGUACCAGUACCUGGAAGAGCUGGUUUCAAGCCGAGAGCGAGCCAUCUGUGCUCUCAGAGAAGAGCUUGAAAUGUACAAGCAGUGGUGCAUGGCAAUGGACCAAGGGAAAAUUCCCUCUGAAAUAAAAGCCUUACUAACUGGAGAGGAGCAGGGCAAAGCACAGCAGAACUCAGCCAAACUCACCAAGGCUGGGAAGGCAGAACCAAACAGCAGCAAUCCUUGAGUCAAAUGCAGAACCUUCCGCACUACAGCAGAGAUAGCUUGGUAGCUAGCAGAAGAAUGCUCUUAUUGGAGAAGUGGAUGCAUCCCUGGGUCCAGGUUGAAGGAUGCCAGUCUGCUGUCUUCUCUUCGCUCCUCCCCAUGUGAAACUCUUUGCUUGUGGUAUUCUUAAACCUGCAUGGAGUGGGGCUUCUGGGGUAAUAGGUGUUUGUGUUAAGUGGAGCCUUGUUCUUCCUUUCUCUACACCUCACCCCCCAAAAAUACAGCUAUGUAGCUUUUGGACAUUCUUAGUAAGAGAUGGGGGCUGCUUUUGUGUUAGAGGCAUGAUACUAGAAUUAGACUGGCUUUGUGGUCAGUAGUCAUGUGGUUGGUAACCAUUAUGGGAGUGUCAGAGGUUCCGUACAAUAAAAGCAGGAGAAAGAUCUUGUAACAGCUUUGCUAAAGCUAAAUAGAAUGCUGCAAGACAAGGAAAAGGAGUCUCAUCAAGUUUUCAGUAAAAAGUUUUCUAGCAAAGUAACUUGCAACCUGAAUAAAGGUGUUGGUUUUUGCAUCAUUUAUAACACUAAAUGUCUUUUAUGUUAAUGGAAUUCUUAGAGAAGUACUACAUAUAUUCUCUGCUUCUACCAAUGUAUUUUUCACAGGAUGUAUUUCUUCCCUCUUACCCUCAGUAAGACAGUCAAAACAGCUGCCUACACCCUACUUACAGCAGUGGAACAGCUGCCACCAAUUGUGCCCUGCUAUUUUCUUGUAUCUACCUAAAAUUUGAGCCCAGGUAUCUUCCUAGGCUGUGAUGUGAUAUGAGCUCUGCUGUGAGUUCCCAGCCAAAGAUAAUACCAAAAACUGGUAAUGAGAAAAACAAGUUGCGUCAGCUUGGUCUUAUCAAAACAGAGGUGAUGGCAAAAGUUUUGUGGAUAGAUUUACUGAUUUAAGACACUGACAGAUAACCUGUUACUUUAUUUAGACUACACUUUCUUCUGCAUAUGCUCGUGUGUGUGUGUGUGUGUGUGUGUGACGAAAUACAAAGAGUGGAGCUCCCAGAAUUUUCAGUGGGCCUUCUGCUUUGCUUGUACUCUGUUUUGUUUGUGACAGUGUCUUUCUCUGUAUUUUAUAAGAUGCAUGGAAAAAAAUUUCAUUUUAUAU